Molecule: messenger RNA, 555 nt
Organism: Octopus sinensis (East Asian common octopus)
Lineage: Eukaryota; Metazoa; Mollusca; Cephalopoda; Octopoda; Octopodidae
Exons: 2
Coding region: 1-555 (184 amino acids)
Source: RefSeq, a predicted model, not a curated record
AUGGAUGUUGUAGCAUUAGCCAAGACAAGAAUUCAUGGAAAAGGGAAUUUUGCAGAGAAAUCUGCUGGAUAUCAUUUAUUUUGGAGUGGUCGGGAUGAGAUUGUUUUUGAUCCAACUUCAUCAAUGGUUACUUCACUUUAUAGCAAGGUUGGCACAGAAUUACUAACAAAUCCUAGAGAUAUUGUUAGGAAAUGGAAAGAGCAUUUUGAUGUGUUGCUCAAUAGACCCACUGAAGUUGAUCUCUUUGUUCUUGAUAAUAUACCUGAAAGGCCAACAAAACAUCAUUUAGUAGAGGUUCUGAAUCUGGCUGAAAUAGGAGUGGCUAUCAGGAAAUUGAACAAUGGAAAGGCCCCAGGUAUGGAUGGAUUAGGUGCAGAGAUAUACAAUUAUGGUGGUAAACAUCUCUGUACAAUGUCGACAGAUGUGAUUCAGAGGGUUUGGUAUAGUGAAGUGGUUCCUCGGGAUUGGUGUUAUACAAUUUUGGAGGUACUCUAUAAAUCAAAAGGUGGAAAGGAUUUCUGCAAUAAUUGUUGUGGCUGGCAAAAUCCUUUGUAG